This is a messenger RNA of Folsomia candida, 1968 nucleotides long. RefSeq names its product DBH-like monooxygenase protein 2 homolog. Lineage: Eukaryota; Metazoa; Arthropoda; Collembola; Entomobryomorpha; Isotomidae. Gene Ontology annotation, molecular function: dopamine beta-monooxygenase activity; copper ion binding. Gene Ontology annotation, biological process: norepinephrine biosynthetic process; dopamine catabolic process; octopamine biosynthetic process. Gene Ontology annotation, cellular component: secretory granule membrane. The record is from RefSeq and is a predicted model, not a curated record. The coding region runs from base 27 to 1886 and encodes 619 amino acids. The transcript has 10 exons.
AAAUUUAGUGCGAAAAAGAUAUUAAAAUGUUUUUAAGGUUUUGUUCAUGGGCUAUAUUUUGGACAUGCAUCGUAAGUGGUGAAAAAGUUCAAAAGUCGUUGUCUCUCGAUGGCGCUUAUUCUUCGAGUUGGAGUGCAGAUUUGGAGAGUAGAAUAAUUUCAUUCGAAGUGCAUGUGGCAACCAAGGGAUGGAUCGGAUUCGGGGUGUCGCACACGGGUGGAAUGGAAAAAUCGGACAUUUUAAUUGGAGGAGUAUCAGAGGAUGGCGUGCCUUAUUUUACUGAUCGACAUGGAAUAGGCACUGUUGAACCUGUUAUUGAUAACCACCAGGACUGGGUUCUGGAAGAAGCAUCAGAAAACGCAACUCAUACAUACCUAAAGUUCUCAAGAAACUUUGAGACUUGUGACGGAGAAGACGACAUUGCGAUAGGAGAGGACACAUUAAAGCUGAUUUGGUCGUUUGGUUCGAGUGAUGAAAUUAAGUAUCACGGUGCGAUAAAUCGGGGAUCACUUCAUAUCAAUUUUCUAGAUCCCCCAAUGCCAGAUCCAGACACGAGUGGAUUUCAGACCUGGGUGGUUCAAGCGAACGAUGUGAUGCCAAGUGAUAAUACGUCGUAUUGGUGCACUAUACACAAGCGGCCGCAAAUGAACGCCGUGCACCAUGUCGUUGGGUUUGACACUCGGUUUGACUCUCCUGAAGCAGAACGACACACACAUCACUUUAUUUUCCGAAAGUGUGUGGCUCCACGAGGAACAGAUCCAAAGGAACUAUUUGAACCUCAUGUCGGUCAACCUGGACAAGACUGUAAAGCCCGACCGUUUAUACAGGGUCAAUGUGGAACGUAUCUUUUUGUCUGGGCUAUUGGUGGCCGUAAAACAAUGUUUCCGGAUCAUGUUGGUCAUCCUAUCGGAGAAACAGGGGAAGAUGAAUAUUUUAUGUUGGAAAUUCACUAUAAUAACCCUUUAGAAACCAUCGGGCUUCAGUUUCCGACUGGACUGGAAAUAUACCACACUGAAAAAUUACGACCCAACGAAGCAGGAAUAAUGACUCUUGGUCACAUUGUUUAUUGGGCACAAACUAUACCUCCAGAUUCCGAAGAUUUUCAUGUCUACGGUCAUUGCUCGUUAAUGUGCACAAAUCGAUUUCCUCCGAAUGGGUUGAAUGUGUUCAAUAUCUUGCUGCACUCUCACAUGUCAGGACGAAAAUUGAAGCUGCAACAAUUUAGGGAUGGGAAAGAGCUUCCUUGGUUUGCAUAUGACGACUUUUACGACUUCAAUUAUCAACAGAAUCGCCCUUUGCGAGAGGAAAAGAAGAUAAUGCCGGGAGAUAGCUUAGUCAUGAAUUGUGUAUGCGAUACAAAGUGGAAAAAUGGCAGCGUUGUGAUUGGUGAUCUAGGAAUUACUGACGAAAUGUGUGAGGCAUUUAUCUGGUAUUAUCCGAGAAUCUUAAUUGAUACGUGUAUGAGUUCAUACAACCCCAUAAACAUCCUCCGAGAUUUUGGGAUCCAACAUAUGACCAGUGCGGGUGCUGGGGAAAUGGAUCCAGUGAUCAGACGCCCAGCCCACCUCAAUGGGACGCGUUACACAACGUAUCUCAGUACAAUGUUCAAUUGGACCUCUGAAUUUCGAGAAAAGUAUCAAAAUAAUUUGAAGACGUCGCAUCACCUUCAAGUUUGCGCAUCUCUUGCAAAUUUCACUACUCUUCCAAGAGCCGAAUUUGUGAAAUUUCCUGCAGAGAUUGAACCCUAUGAGCCUUAUGAUGCAUGUGCACGACAAGGAACUACGCCUGAUCCCACAAAAGAUAAUGGUGCACUGAUGCUUGACCAUUCGCAUCUUUUGUCGUUACUAUUCGUUUUAUGGGUGUUUCUCUUAGAAUAUAUUCGUUAGACGACAAAAAGUAAUACUGCUUUUCAUUCGAUAGGGCGAGCAAAAUAAAUAUUUAUUCACGAAUAUGUAUGAAUAUAAGGAA